This is a messenger RNA of Contarinia nasturtii (swede midge), 2880 nucleotides long. RefSeq lists its product as uncharacterized. Lineage: Eukaryota; Metazoa; Arthropoda; Insecta; Diptera; Cecidomyiidae. The transcript has 9 exons. The record is from RefSeq and is a predicted model, not a curated record. Gene Ontology annotation, molecular function: DNA-binding transcription factor activity, RNA polymerase II-specific; RNA polymerase II cis-regulatory region sequence-specific DNA binding; zinc ion binding. The coding region runs from base 274 to 2211 and encodes 645 amino acids. Gene Ontology annotation, biological process: cell fate commitment; positive regulation of transcription by RNA polymerase II; negative regulation of transcription by RNA polymerase II.
ACGCGCCAUAAUCGCAUUCACUACCUGCAAUUUUUUUCUCCGUUCGUCGUAUUGAUGAACACAGACAGUUUAUAAGAAAACGAUCGAGAUUUCACUGGAACUUUAUUGAACAUUAGUCGAUGUGACUUACAUCUUUCGGUCACUGAUCUAUUACGUCGAAUUUUAAUUCUUUAUAUUACAUUAUUUUCGAUUUCAAUACAGUUUCACUUGGAGUAAAUUUGUGAACGACAUUUUUUGUUAGUUUGUUUGCAUUAUUUAGUUGAACUAUUUCUUAUGUCAACCAAAGUGAAAAUGGACAAAGUUCCGAAUAACACCACCGACACCAGUACAUCGAAGGUGACCGACACCGAUGACGCUGAUAAAAAGAAGAUCAAAAUCGAAGAACCGUCGGAUGACAUUACCACGCAAUCAAAUCAACAAACAACCGUGCAUGAAUCACCACAAAAUCAACAUUCAAAUCAACCGCAAGCAUUAAUUACCACGGAAAAUGCACACAACGCCACACUAUCCAGUACGGAUACGGUAGCAUCGACAUCAUUACCAACCACGGUCAUUACAACGCAACGCCAUCGCAUGAUUACAACCACCGGACAGAUUCGCGAAAUUGAUGACAUCAAUGAAAUUGAGCCACAGAAAGAGUAUGUGCAACGGUAUCAAUUGGUUCCAGUGACUGAACCAUCAUACAAUCAACAAAUCUACGAACAGCACGGAGCUCGAGGAAGAACGAUCAGCGAUAGUCCAGAAUCGGCCAAUAUUGCAAUACCAAAUAAUGGUACCAUUUAUGUGGCGUCACAGCAUCCAAAUGCUUCAGACAAUUUGAAUGGCAUUCGAUAUGCGACCGGACCUGAUUUACGCUUCGAAGAUGAAUAUGGCCAACGAUAUGAAUAUGGUCAACCGCCGCAUGCUCAUAAUUCACACUCGGCCGCUGGUGAGGACAUCAAAAUCGAAUUAAUUCGAAACCAACAUGCGCUUCAUGGAAAGAUUCAUGUCGAAGAUGCACAUCAACCACCACCACCACAAUCCGAUACCAAAAUUCAGUAUACGAAUUUAGAUGUGUCACCGCAAAACUACUACAGCAUUGCCGAUGGUUAUCCAAGCGGAAGUGGUUUUACUUAUAUUUCAACGACAUCGAAUAAAGAUUACAUUUAUCCAGGCAGUCCGAAUACAGUGCUCUAUAAAGGCGAUCCAUCGCUUGCAUCAGCGUUCAAUAGUCGCUACAAUGGAGCGUUGUCACAACAUCAAGGUAUUAUUUACGAUUCAAAUUCGAUUCAACAAUCCGGAUCGCCCGUAUCACAAGUGUAUACUGGUUCAUGCAAACCAGAAUCAGGCUACUGGCACCAAACUGCUGAAUACAAUGUGAACGCACGUCCAUCAUUUCAGGCUCCAUUUGGUCAAACAAUUGUUUUAGAUAAUGGAAAUGAUUAUGUUGCAAAUGGUGCAUCGUGGCAAUUACAAUCGGAUGGUGCAUUUGAUCAGCCAUUGAUUGCAUCGGGAGCACCAGAGUGUAUUAAUUGUUCAACAUCACAAUCAAUUCAUUGGAGACGUGUCGAUGGUCAUCCGUUGUGUCAUCAAUGCCAUUAUAUUCGUCAAUCCAGACCGAAAAUGGCAAAAAAUAAGGCACCAGUCACACAGGCCAACAGAAGGUCAGGUGUUAUUUGUGCAAAUUGUAAAACAUCAACCACGACUCUAUGGAGACGAAAUAAUCAUGGUGAGCCUGUAUGCAAUGCAUGCGGAUUGUAUUACAAAUUGCAUAACGUCAAUCGACCGCAAAGCAUGAAAAAAGAUGGCAUUCAAACGAGAAAACGCAAACCAAAAUAUUCAUUGCAAGCAAAACAAAAAUCGUCACCGAUUAACGACAAAAUGCUACCGGCAUUGUUUCCGUCUCAAAUUCACAUUCAGCCCGACAUGAAAAUUCCAAUUUUGCAAGCACAUCAACCAUCACAAAAUCAAUUAUUGGCUCACACCCAAAAUCAAUCACCACAGUCACAACAUCCGCAUGAGGUGCACAUUAAUGGGCCAACAGCACAAGGUCCAGAGCAUUAUAUCAGCGUCGCACCAACACACCCAACACAUUUGCCGCACGUGAGCAAUUUGAGUCGCCACAUUAAUGCCAGUGUCGCAUCGAUAGACGCUGGACAACAUGCCACAAAUACAAAACUAACAAGCGUCAUUACUUGCACCGGUGCACCUCCCGAUUCGAUCGAACAAUAAAACAUCGAUUUUUCAAACGAAGUACGACGCACGAAUCAAACCGACUAUAAAACGACAUCGUAAAUACUUAAUUUAGUUCGAUUUGUUUGUGUUUUUGAAGUGCCAGGUUUUUUUUACUACCAAAAACUAAUUUUAAAAGCAUCUUUUAGCUUAUUAUAUUGAACAGUUUGAUGAAUAUUUUAUUUUACGUGAAUAGUUUUCCGCAUGAUGAUUUGUAUCGAAUAGGUUUUUAGCUUGAAAUUGAACAAUAAAUAAGGACUUAAUCAUAAGAUAUUAAAAUGUCGUAAAACUUUUAAUUCAUCAUAAAAAUGCGGUGAAAAUAUUUUUUGAUAAAUUUACGUAGACUCUAGCCAUUGAAACAAAUUGAUUGUGUCAAUGAUUUUUAGCGCAUCUAUUGGAACUGGUUUUUAAUGAUUUUUUUAAAGAUGAAAUUCAAGUCAAUUUUUAUUCCAAACAUUGACAUUAAAAUGAAACACGGAAAAAAUGGAAGCCAUAAAUGCAGGAGCAAACUUGAUAUGUUUCUGGAAAUAAGAGAGAGAAACCUCGCAAAUGUAAUAAAAAAUAGUUUUUUCUUUGUUUUUUUUUUUAUUAAAUUAGAAAUUUUUAUUGUUAUAAAAUUAGUAACCAAAGUUAAGGUUAAAGAAAUAAAAUAUUUUCAAAGACAUCGAA